Messenger RNA from Notechis scutatus (mainland tiger snake), 1568 nucleotides. RefSeq lists its product as uncharacterized. Lineage: Eukaryota; Metazoa; Chordata; Lepidosauria; Squamata; Elapidae. The record is from RefSeq and is a predicted model, not a curated record.
AUGGAAAAUACAUUACUAUGCAUAGAAUCUGAAUACAUCAAGAAUCUUCAGCAGCAAAUUUAUUUCCUUGAAUUGGAAGCUAAAUUUCUUCGUGAGCAGACUAAAAAAGCAAUUCAUACUCAGCCUUUCCUUGCAUGUGAAAUGGAACAUAUGCUACAAAACCUACAGACAUUACAGUGUAAGGCUGAUAGCCUUGAUCUGGAGCUGAGGCGAAAGAAAGAUGGUUUAAACAUGCUGAUGAUGGAAAGAAAUCAACUUAAUAACCAAAUCAGUAUGGCUAAUGAGCAGCAUUUAAAAGAGAAACAGGGUUUGAUAGAGGAAAUCAGACAAUGGAAGAAAAAGAAAGCAGAGAAAGAUGAGCAAAUCUCUGGAAAACAAAUUGAGAUCACAUAUGCUAAGCAAGAACUGGAAGAACAACAAAUGAAUCUGAAAAACAAAGAACAAACUAUCCUUAUGCUAAAAACAAAGGUGACGCAACAGUUGGACCGUCAAAAGGCAAUGGAGUUGCAGCUUUCUGAAAAGAAAAAGGAAUUCUUGGAAAUGCAGUCUGCUAUUCAUGAAAUGGAAGAAAAAAUCCUUAAGAAAACAGCCGCAAUGCAUGAGCAAAUUACUCAUGAAUUACGGAAUGAGAUAUCUUUUCUGCACCAUCAAAUUCGUGAACGAGAGCUACUGGCAGAACAGGACCGUCUCUUACGAAGUAAAAUAGCGGAUGAUUAUGCAGUUUUGACCAAGGAAAAUAAUCUUUUGCAAUCCAGGUUUUUGGAACUUGUCAAACAAAUGAACAUUGAAAGAGUUCUCAAGGAAGAGAUGUAUACAACCCAUUCAAUGAGCAUUGCUCAAUUUCUGACAGUGAAAGAUCAGGAAGAGCAACUGCAACGUGAGAUUAAGACACACCAAGACCUUCUGAAGCAAGAAAUGAGCACAUUCCAGGAACUUGAAGAUAAGAUUAGCCUGUUAGAAAAAAGAAGCACAACUGUUGAUUUAAAUAUUGCAACACUGAGUAGCCGAAUAGCUGAAGUUAGAGCUAUGCUAGAAAAAGAAGAAGACGACAACAUUGAACUAAAAAGAGAGAAUUCUCUGCUAAUUGAUUUUGCAUCUAAUCUAAAAAAACAGCUUGCUGGAAAAGAAAACAGUCUACUGGAAGCAUCAAAUAAGAUGCUGGGCCUGGAUGAAGCAAUUUCAGCAUUAAAAAUGAAGCAUACAUUACAUCAAUCUCUUCAAUCAGAAAAAUGGGACAAAGUCUCCAAAAUGGCAAAUACCAUGAUGAAACUCAGCAAUUCAAUGGUGAAUAUUAUUGACAGAAUAGGAAAAGAAUAAUUGAGAUGUGUUAAUUUGAUUUCAUAUGAGUAAUGUUAAAUUAUGUAUGAUUUCAUAGACCCUUCUUGAAUCAUGUCAAUUUAAUCAUGUGAAUUAUUCUUUCAAUCAUGACUGUACAUAGAAGGAAGAAGGAAGGCAGUAGUAUAUGGGAAUGACUUUGGGAGAUAGGAGGAAGACCCACAGAUAGAUGAGUCUUGAUAUAGUCAAAUAAGCAAUAGUCAGAUAAGAAGCAGCUGGGCCCUCAGAAGAAA